GCGUGUGUCUCAGUAAGCCUAGUUUGAUAUGGUAUGAUUUGUUUCCUCCAGCAGGACUCCUUAGAGACGCAUUCAAGCCCGCGUCUUCAUUUUGGUAACCUCAUCGAAUAACGCGUUGGAGAGCGCAGAAUGUGGAUAAAACAAGAAGUCCGUCAUGCGGUUGAAGGGGAAGUGAGGAAAACUCAAGUGUGAGGCUCAGAAUGUGGCGGGGACACCAAGGGGCAACUGGGCUGCAAGUUUCCUGAGCUUGGAGAUUAGCAGAGGAGGGCACAACAAGAGCGGAAAGUGUUUAUGCUGCGCCGCUCCUAUUCCGCACACUGCAUUAAUUGGCAGAGAGGCGCAAAAUCUAAUAUCUUAUUUGGCUUAAACUCAAACUAUAUUGAACUCGGUAAAAGAGGAUACAGCUUGACUUAGGACAAUCCCACCAUUUACAAAGAAAAGCCACUGGAUCCAAAUUAAUCUACAGCACUUUUUACAAAUUAUUCGGCUGCCCCCCUAUCCGAUCCUUUUCCCUUCAUUUUUGCAAUUCUGAUUCCCGAAGUGGCUCCGAAGUGGUGUUGCGGCUCCUCGUCCCCGGCGGAUCCGGAGAUUGGAGUCUCUGCACCGGGAGGAGGCGGACUCGGAGCUCCAGCCACACCGCAGGCUCCCAAGAGCGGCCGUGUUAAAAGGAUGGUGCGACUGGCGGCUGAACUGCUGCUGCUCCUGGGACUUCUUCUCCUUACCUUGCACAUCACGGUGCUGCGGAGCAGUCCGCUGCCCCAGGGAAAUGUAACUCUGAGUCUGGAUCAGGACACAGCACUUACAGAGAAUAAUAUAAAUGCAAAAAGCAGCUCCUCUGCACAACUGGCCCCUGAAGACCGGAGGUCUGGUCCAGAACACCGGCUGGCCCACAGGCCUGCUACGCUCCCAUGGGCACAAGGCAGCAACGUACGCAGGGACGGCCCUGGAGCUUUCCUCCUAGAUCUUCACAAUUUCCCUGACCUCUCUAAAGCCGAUAUCAAUGGACAGAAUCCCAACAUACAGGUGACGAUUGAAGUGGUGGAUGGACUGGAGGGCCAUGAGCCAGAAAAAGGCCUCCGUAAGGAAAGCAAACCCAACUGGGCUUCUCCUAACUGGAGAAACUGGUGGCCUUCAUCCUCUUCCUCUUCUACCACUCAUCAAACAGAGGAGCACAAUCGCUCAUACGGGAGCAACAGUGAGGAUAGCAACUUCCUCAGGCCGCCGGCAGACUGGGACAGGAGAGGAGGCACCGGGGGAGGAAGCAAAGCUCAAACUGAAUAUGACUAUAUGGAUGCGGAGGGGGACUGGAGUAACUGGACAGCGUGCAGUGUCACCUGUGGAAAUGGCAACCAGAAGAGAACCAGGUCAUGUGGUUAUGCCUGUACAGCCACCGAGUCCAGAACUUGUGAUAUGCCCAGCUGCCCAGGUAUUGAAGAUGCCUUCAAGACGGCAGCUACUGAAGUGAGCCUGUUAGCUGGAACAGAUGAGUUUAAUGCCACAGAGCUCUUUGGUGUUGACACAGACAGCUGUGAGCGAUGGAUGAACUGCAAGAGCGACUUCUUGAAGAAGUACAUGACCAAGGUGGCAAACGACCUCCCCAGCUGCCCUUGCUCUUACCCAACAGAGGUGGCGUACAGCACAGCGGACGUCCACGAUGCCCCCACGCGCCGAGAUUUCCGCUGGAAAGAUGCCAGCGGGCCAAAAGAGAAACUGGAGAUCUACAAGCCCACGGCCCGCUACUGCAUCCGCUCCAUGCUGACGCUGGAGUCCACCACGCUGGCAGCACAGCACUGCUGCUACGACGACGCCAUGAAGCUCAUCACUCGUGGCAAAGGGGCCGGCACGCCCAACCUUAUCAGCACAGAGUUCUCAGCCGACCUGCACUAUAAGGUGGACAUCCUGCCCUGGAUCAUCUGCAAAGGAGACUGGAGCCGCUACAACCAGGCCAGGCCGCCAAACAACGGUCAGAAGUGUCCCGACAACCCUCAGGACGAGGACUACUACAAACAGUUUGAAGAAGCGAGGGAAUUCUAGCCCGCUGUAGAGUGAAAGGGGGAAAAACACACUGCUUAAAUAUUCAGCUAAACCUCAAAAAUUGUGCUGAAAUCAUUUUUUAUUCUGUUUUAGGUCAAAUAACACAUGGACUUUUAGGCUCUGAGGAACAAGACUUGCUGCUCUUUUGAACCAAGCGGAAUAAAAAUCCAACAGUCAGAACGUUUACUUGCUCACAGGGAACUUUUCUUGACUUCACCAAAACCAGGCACAAAACAUUGCUUUUUUAUGUUUUGUAAAAUAUGCCUCUGAAAAAAUGAAUGAAAAAAUUUGCCAGUAAAAUGUGUCAGCUGAAGGGUGAACUGAGUUUAUAUGUUGCUAAAAGGGAAAAUUAUUAUUCUAGGAAUGUUCGUUUAGAUUGUGUCCAUGUUCGUCUCCAUAGAUUGUUUAUGUUUGGUGAAUCUGAGAGGCCUGUGGUAAUAGAAUAAUAAGAUCCUUCAGGAAUGUGUUGGGGUCUUUCGGGACAGAGAACAGGGUUAUCCAAUUUUCUUCCAUGUUGCCAUUCACAAUAUCCAGGUUCCCAUGUAAGCUUGUGAGUUUAUUUAGCAUGCACAUUUUUUUUUUUUUUCACCGUUAAUUUACAACUUUUUGUCUCUGAGGCAGAUCUUCAUUGUAAAAAGCCUGCAUUAUUUUUGUAAAGUAUUUAUUAAGUUGUAGUUGUGUCUGAGUUGGGUGUCUACGGCUGUGGUUUUCUGAUUCACAAACGGCUGAAUGCUGACUUGAGAUCCCUCUCUAGCGCACACUUCGCCAUCAAUGUGCGUAAAUGUGUCUCAAGUUAGGAUUGAACCGUAACAGAGCGCAAAGAAUGUGUGAAUUCAACUGUACGGAAAGAUUUGUGAUAUAAAUCUAUAAAUAAAUUUUUUUUAAAAGCCAA
Micropterus salmoides (largemouth bass) is the source of this 2926-nucleotide messenger RNA. It is a transcript of the gene ism1, whose product is annotated as isthmin 1. Lineage: Eukaryota; Metazoa; Chordata; Actinopteri; Centrarchiformes; Centrarchidae. The transcript has 7 exons. Gene Ontology annotation, biological process: negative regulation of angiogenesis. The record is from RefSeq and is a predicted model, not a curated record. Bases 670 to 2034 code for a protein of 454 amino acids.